Messenger RNA from Ascochyta rabiei, 753 nucleotides. RefSeq lists its product as uncharacterized. NCBI's taxonomy places the organism in Eukaryota, Fungi, Ascomycota, Dothideomycetes, Pleosporales, Didymellaceae. Bases 1 to 753 code for a protein of 250 amino acids. The transcript has 2 exons. Gene Ontology annotation, cellular component: mitotic spindle; DASH complex. The record is from RefSeq and is a predicted model, not a curated record. Gene Ontology annotation, biological process: mitotic cell cycle.
AUGGUGCAGCCACCCGGCAUGGACGACCUCAGUCUCUCCGACAGCGACACCGACGCACUCUUUGACACCCCCGCGACGCGCAAGAACAAGCAGAGAGCACACGACGACGCAGGCGCUGCUGCGGGAGAGGCGGCGGCGGCGGCGGCGGGCAAGGCGCGGGCCAAGGAGUCGCACUACACGGCCGAAGAGGCGCGCGAGGCGGCAUUGCGGCGCGAGCUGGAGAGCGUGCGCAAUGUCAACAGCGUGAUCGAGGGCGUCGUGGAGAGCCUGCAGAAAGCCAAAGACAACAUGGGCACCGUGUCCAAGACCGUUCAGAACGCCUCGACCCUCCUCCAGACAUGGACCCGCAUCCUGUCGCAGACCGAGCACAACCAGCGCCUCAUCCUGAACCCGCAGUGGCAGGGCGCUACGCAGGACAUGGCCGACAUUGAAGAGGAAGAGUCCCACCGCAAGCAGGCCGUCGAGCGUCGCGCCGCAGAAGAGCAGGCACGGAGGGAGGCCGCAGCACGCAAGGCGGAAGAGGAGCGCCGGAGAGCUGAGGCAGGCCCACCCAAGCCUGCAGCCAGAGGACGAGGCCGAGGCACGCGACCACGCGGAGCUUCAGCCUCGACAUCAACUGCCUCCAGUGGCUACGUCGGCGUCGGCGGGCAGACUGGACGAGGCGUCGGCCGUGGCGACUCCACCAGAGGGCGAGCCGGCAGUGGCAUUGGACGCGGCCUGCGUGCUCGGGGCAGAGGGAGAGGAGCCGAGUGA